GUGCUUCGUCGCUGCCGACUGCAUAGACUCCUGCUCUGCGUCGGGGUCUAACAUCACGGAGUGGAACGUGGAAACGCUGACCUCGGACGAUCAGAGGCGUCCUGUCCUCUCCAAAUUACUGCGCACCCUUCGGCACAUCACAAAAGCCAUACGCCUAGGCAGAAAAUGCGCCGGGCGCCAAAAAUGGAAUUUUCUCCAGCGGCACUUGAACAAAACAGAACUGGAGGCCGAGGUGCCCGUCUACCUGGAACACGUCUCCAGCUACUCACGGAAUGUUGCCCAGUUGCUCUCACAUGGUGUGAGGCAUAUAUCAGCAGCUUUGGUUCCGUUCGCAUUCGACAUCAUGGAUACUCACCCGAAUGAUGAGCUACUCAGUACCUGGAUUAAUCACGUGGAGCAUAUGAGGGACAUGCUACACACGAAAUUAAGGGGAUGGAUACAGGAUAUGCAAUACGUCAGCGAGCAGACAGCGAAUUACAAGGUGGAAGAAGACAAGAAGUCGCCUGGGAAGUAUAUAAUAAGGCUGCCGCUGUUGAAUGAUCGCCUGCUGUCGUACCACGGGCAGCACCUCGCCUUUCGCGACGACUUCAGCGCGCAGUGUGAGAAGCAACAGCCAGAGGCGUCGUCAAUGUUCGCUCUCGCCGACGUGCUCUACGGCUUCUACUACCACGUCUGGUUCAACGAAGCUCGAAGUUUCCUGCCGCUUUACGAAGUUCAUUACCGUACGACCGCCAGGCCUGGAGUACCAGACGAACGUCCUAUCUACAUCAAAGGCGAGGAGUGGCAGCUGGAGGACAAAAGCAACGCUACGCUGUCCGUGGACACUGGCUGCAUGCAGCUGUUGGCCAACGCCCUGGACCACCCCAUGUGCCCACUGGAAGACCUGCCUCCGGAAACCAUUAAGCGGCGCAAGCAGUGCCGUGUGCAGCUGUGGCACGACCUGUCGCAGGGGUCGCCCCACAUACCCGUCACCAGCUACCUGGCCUACACGCAGAGGGCCAACGUCAACCUCUGCCUCUUCGCCUGGAUGACUGUGCUCAGUCAUACUCAAGAACUGACUACACCUCAGGAAAAAGCCAAAUGCGUGGCGCGGUAA
Schistocerca americana (American grasshopper) is the source of this 1096-nucleotide messenger RNA. RefSeq lists its product as uncharacterized. NCBI's taxonomy places the organism in Eukaryota, Metazoa, Arthropoda, Insecta, Orthoptera, Acrididae. The coding region runs from base 344 to 1096 and encodes 250 amino acids. The record is from RefSeq and is a predicted model, not a curated record. The transcript is spliced from 7 exons.